Molecule: messenger RNA, 462 nt
Organism: Microtus ochrogaster (prairie vole)
Lineage: Eukaryota; Metazoa; Chordata; Mammalia; Rodentia; Cricetidae
Product: exosome complex component RRP40-like
Biological process (GO): nuclear polyadenylation-dependent rRNA catabolic process; CUT catabolic process; nuclear-transcribed mRNA catabolic process, deadenylation-dependent decay
Cellular component (GO): cytoplasmic exosome (RNase complex); nuclear exosome (RNase complex)
Molecular function (GO): RNA binding
Source: RefSeq, a predicted model, not a curated record
UGGAAUUCUGGAGAUAUAUUCAAAGUUGAUGUUGGAGGGAGUGAGCCAGCCUCUCUGUCGUACUUGGCAUUUGAAGGAGCAACUAAAAGAAACAGACCAAAUGUUCAGGUUGGAGAUCUCAUCUAUGGCCAGUGUGUGGUUGCUAAUAAAGACAUGGAAUCAGAGAUGGUCUGUAUUGACAGCUGUGGACGGGCCAAUGGAAUGGGUGUGAUUGGACAGGACGGUCUGCUCUUCAAAGUGACUUUGGGCUUAAUUAGAAAGUUAUUAGCUCCAGACUGUGAAAUCGUGCAAGAACUGGGAAAACUCUAUCCAUUGGAGAUUGUGUUUGGAAUGAAUGGACAAAUAUGGGUCAAGGCAAAAACCAUUCAGCAGACUUUAAUUUUGGCGAAUGUCUUAGAAGCUUGUGAACACAUAACAACAGAUCAAAGGAGACAAAUCUUUGCCAGAUUGGCAGAGAGUUGA